AUGGCAUCAUCGUCUAAAGCAGAAAACAAAUCUGCAAAUGUUUACGACAACAAAGACGUCACUGAGCACUAUCGUGAGCGUCGCACCAAGUAUCCUGCUGAAAUCUUCGAUAGAAUUGGAAAGUUUUGUGAAGAGAACAGAGUUGGUUUGGACCUCGCGCUGGACAUUGCAUGUGGGUCAGGCCAGGCAGCAGAACCUUUGGCGGGAAUAUUCAAGAAGGUGAUAGGUGUGGACGGAAGUGGAUUUCAGAUUGCCAAAGCCCCGCGAGAUCUUGAGAACUUGAGCUAUAUGGUGGCGGACUGCAACAAACCGUUCAACUUUGCGGAGACUGGAACCGUGGACCUCAUUAACAUAGCCACAGCCCUCCACUGGCUGGACAAAGGAAAAUUCCCCACUACGUAUGCUAAAAGCACGCACACUGCUACGUCAUUGUUAGAGUUGUGGAAGACUGUGCAUGUAUAUGCACUGCAUAAGAAGGAGAAUCCGGACAUGGACGAAAGAUUACAUGAACUAUUUAAGGAGUGGCAAGAUGGCAAUAAAGACAAAUCGUUCGUCAUGCGUGUGCCUUACUACCAAAUAAUAUGCCAGAAACCUCAUGCUGACUGA
Molecule: messenger RNA, 606 nt
Organism: Aplysia californica (California sea hare)
Lineage: Eukaryota; Metazoa; Mollusca; Gastropoda; Aplysiida; Aplysiidae
Product: putative methyltransferase DDB_G0268948
Exons: 4
Coding region: 1-606 (201 amino acids)
Source: RefSeq, a predicted model, not a curated record